Psylliodes chrysocephalus is the source of this 3641-nucleotide messenger RNA. NCBI's taxonomy places the organism in Eukaryota, Metazoa, Arthropoda, Insecta, Coleoptera, Chrysomelidae. The record is from the annotation of a GenBank genome assembly.
UUGAGAUAACAACAAUAAUAAAGGUUUUUGAUUUUUGGGAAACUGUUAACGUGUUUGCAUUUGCAAACGUUAUAAAAACAAUGGACGUGAAACGAGAAUUCUUCGAUCCUCAUGUAGAUGAAAUAAAACAAGAAAUCGAAUAUGAAGAGUCUAAAAUUGAACAACAUUCGGAUUUGCUGAUAAAAAUUGACAAUGAUUCUGUGAGCGAAUGCGUAUUCUUGCAAAAUGUCCAUACAAAUACAGAAGAAAGUAAUGUUCGUGAGAUUAAAGAUACAUAUUUGUACAUGGGCGUCAGUGAUAUCUCUGAGGGUGAACUUGUGUCUUUGACUACUCAUUGUGAUUUACCCACUUUGAAAGAUGAAGAUAAUAAUCAGUCAAGCCAUUUGGAUCAGCCCUACAGCCCAGAGAUGCCACCACUAACACUAUUGAAAAAUAACACCAUACAUCUUUCUAAGAAGAGAAAGUUAGGACACCCUGGCCCUGUUUCAAACAGUUAUUUUUAUAAUAUGAUGAAUAGUGUACAAUAUAUUUUAAAAACUAAUUUUUCCAGACUUUCACUGGCUGAAAAAUGUCAUAUUAAAUCUUCAGGAAGGCCUACUCCCGAUUUAGAACUUACUCAGACAGAUAAAAGUUCAAAAUCUUCAUUUACAAGACGAUUUUCAAGGCAAGUGUACAAUAAAAACAAGUGGAUAUGUGGGUGUGAUACUCUAAAUGCAUUGUUUUGUUUUCCUUGUUUAUUAUUUUACUCCGAUGGAACUGAUAAUGUGUGGUCAAGAGUAGGAUUUAAAGAUUUAAAGCACCUAAACGAGAAAAUUAAGAAGCACGAACUAUCUGCUAAGCACAUAAAUUUUUCUACAGAACUAGCUUUUUUAGGUACUGCUAAUAUUGCUGCCCAGUUGAAUUCAACUUACCGGCAAAAUAUAAUAAAGCAUAAUGAGCAAGUAGACAAAAACAGGUAUGUUUUGAAACGAAUUAUAAAUUGUAUUAAAUUUUGCGGAAAAUUGGAAUUAGUCUUAAGAGGGUAUGAUGAAAAUGAUGGCUCUGAAAAUCGUGGUGUUUUUGGAGAAUUAAUUGACUUUACAUCUGAACUUGAUUCUAUAUUAAAAGAACAUUUAAAAAAUGCAACUGUGUUUAAAGGUACCUCGAAAACAAUACAAAAUGAAAUAUUAGACAGUAUGUUAGAAGUAUGUCGCAAUGAAAUUCGAGAGCAAAUUAACAAAGCAGAUUUUCUGUCAGUACAGUGUGACGAAACCAGUGAUAUUUCGAAUCAUUGUCAAAUGGUAAUGGUAUUUAGAUAUUUGCAUGAAGGCAGUAUAGUGGAACGAUUUUGGUGCUUUUUAAAAAUUUUGGAUAAGACUGCUACCGGUUUAACGAACUGCAUAAAAACUGAACUAGAAUCAUUAUUAAAAAAUACACCUGAUAAGUUAAUUGCACAGGCUUACGAUGGUGCAAAUGUCAUGAGUAACAAAACUGGAGGGGUUCAAUCAAAAAUCAAAGAGACCUAUAAAAAUGCUCAUUUCGUGCACUGCUAUGCACAUCAAUUAAAUUUAAUUAUGCAAAAAGCUACAAGCCAAAAUACUAAAGUCAAAAUUUUUUUUGCAACUCUCUCUGAAAUUCCAAGUUUUUUUUCCACUUCAACCCAUAAAUGCGAUAUUUUAGAAGAAAUAGUAAGAAUAAAAAUGCCAAAGGUUACACCAACCUGUUGGAACUAUAAUAUACGUACUGUAAAUUCGGUUUUUGAAAAUCGUGAGAAAUUGAUAGAGUGUUUUAGGGAAUUAGAAGAAAAAUGUGAAAAAACUAUUACUUGCAAAGAGGCUAGCGGACUAAAAACAUCCCUUGAAGAUCCCAACUUUGUGUUUUGGUUAACAUUAUUUCACAAAAUUCUUCCACACGUAGAUACUUUGUUUAAUCAGUUUCAAAGCGGAAAUAAUGAUAGUGUGCAACUUCUGAUAGAUAUAGAAAAUUUUAAGAAAGCAAUUUUAUUAAUAAGGGAGACUACGGAUGAAAUACAGAAAACUGUUGAAGAUGAACAUGGUGCAAUUGAGUAUAAACGCAAGAAAAUUAAUCCAGAGUGUAGAAAUGCUGUUAUUGCAAAAGAUAUUUGCGACAUUAUAAUUUUUCAGUCGAAAGAAAGAUUUUCUUACAGGGGUCAUUUAGAAGCUGCAUCUUUAUUGAGCCCUGAAAACUUUUUAAAGUAUUCAAAAAAGUUUCCGAAAGUCCUGUUAAAUUCAGUUGUUGGUUUUUAUACAAUGUUAAGUAAAGAAAAACUAAAAAUCGAACUAGAAGUAAUAUACAUGAGAGGGGAUUUUAGAAACAUAGUCGGUGCUUUAAAUUUACUUUCAUUUAUGACCAAUAACAACUUGGAUGAAACUUACAGCGAAGCAAUUAAAUUAUUAAAAAUAGUUAUAACUACACCCAUGUCUACUGCUGAACCUGAGCGUUGUUUUUCAACCCUUAAAAGGAUCAAGACAUUUUUAAGAAAUACAAUGAAUGAAGAGCGGCUGAAUGCAUUGGCAAUGAUGUCAAUUAAUAAAAAUUUUGUACAUAGCAUCGACAAUUUUGAUGAAAAAGUGGUAGAACAUUUUGUGAUGGUGAAAAACAGGACAAUAGAUUUUACUUAUAAGAAAUAAAUAUGUAUAGUGUAUAUAGAAUAGUACCCAUAGUUAUUAAGUAUUUAGGUCAGGAUAAAAAAGUGUGGUUUUGCUCCGUACCUACAGACUGCAUUGACUAGUUACUACAACCACAACAACAACAAAGGGCCUUGAUUGUCGAUCUGCAAAAUCAAGACUAAACCACAAGGCAUACAUUUUAGAAAACACUCUGCAAUUUCUUCCAGGACUUCUAGAAAAAAACUCCUCAACGCUCAAUAUGGAAAAAAGAAAAGAGGAACUAUUUGUUAUUGUUGCGGUCAAUUUUUCCUUAAUAAGUCACAGUUUCUGUUUCAUUUAUUUAUGAUUCAUUAUUGGGGAUCAAAAGUUGAUGUGAUUUGAGAUUUAGAAAUAGUGGGGUGGGUAAAUUUAUGAAAAAGGACGUUAAUUUUAGGUCAUGUAGCUUUUGAAAAUUGAUAAGGAUUGAAUGUCUGAAAUGAAUGACUAUUGUCAACAGGGUUGGACAUGUAUGUUGAGAGCUUAGAUAAAAGAAACCAACACCGGUGUUUAACCUGCGCAAAUGUUGCCAAUUUGUAAAGAAAGGUUAGCGGAGUGGGGGAACUGGACGGAGACACGAAUUUUGUGACAGGGACGGCCUUUGUUUAUUAGCAUCAUAAUGAACUAUUAGAUUUACUUAAAAGAUGUUUAAUGGAAUUUUGUAUUAUGAAAUAAAAUUAACGAGAUUUUUUAAUAUCAAACAGAUGUUAUGACAUUUUAUGUAUAGAGAAGACCUUUUAUAGAAUAUUUCGUUAGCGUUUAUUUACUACGGACUUUUCUGCAAGAGACUACAGUAAAAUGUUGGAAUUGAAUAUCGUUAAUCGAGCAAGAAAUGCUGUUUUAUGUUGUAACCUCAGAAAAAGGUAUAUUAAAGCUUCUUUCUUUAGGAAUAUGAAUUAAUAUAGAGGUAGAGUCACAUAAAACUCUAGAAAUUCAUAUGAAUCCAGAUAACAUUUUAAAAUUUAAAUCUAUUAAAAGUCAUUUGGUUGCUAGGGG